AUGCAGGAUGAGGGGGAUGCAAGUGGCCCGUCGCGCAAGUCCUUGGGAGGCUGCCUCUGCGGUCGCUGCGGGAAGAGGGGUCUACUGGGGGGACUCUCCUCGUCCUCCCUGGCGACCCUCCUCGGCACGCCGCCGGCAGCCGGCGGGGACGGACGUGGCCUGGACUUCCUUGACGAGAGGAACGCUGCGACGCGGUCCUCUAGGCCGGGUUGGUACAAGGAAUUGUUCGCCAGGGUCAUGGCUCAGAGCAUGAAGGCCUACGAAGCAGAGGUUAGCCGCCGCCUCAGUUUUCUUUCCCAACGCCCGUAAGCAGGGCAGCGCAACUCAACCCUAGGUUUAAAAUUACAAGGGAAAAAACGCUAAUUGGAUAACGUUUACUCAAAAAAUAGUCAAAUAUCACAACCUCAGUGAUAAAUACAGAUCCUAAAUCUAUCGCUGGAUCCACCCACAUCAGCAAUUAUAUCUUUGAGUUCUUCAGAGUUGUGCCUUCCUGUUGUUUUGCGAACUUGAAGGUUGCAGGCUACAAGACCCAGAUCUUUUCUCAUCUGAGGGGUGAGGGCAAUAAAAUACUGGAGCUUGGUGUCGGCACUGGCCCCAACAUCAAGUACUAUGCAAACGCCGCGGGUGUCGUUGUUGGUGUCGAUCCCAAUGAACGGAUGGAAAAGUAUGCCCGGGUGACAGCGGCAGAUGCAGGUCUCCCAUCAGAUCAAUUUACUUUCGUACAAGGCGUAUGUGGCAUCCACUGUGUAGUUGAUGAUCUGACCCAAGCAAUUUCCUCCCAACUGAUGGAAUUAUCUUCUGCAGGUGGCUGAAGCCUUACCAGUGAAGGACAACUCGAUGGACGCAGUGGUUGGAACCCUAGUUCUGUGCUCUGUCCCCGAUGUUGCCGCGGCAUUGAAAGGUACGCAUCUUGGCCCAGACCCCCGGGCAAUAUCUGGGUUCUGCAAUCUUAUCGCAAACACUCAAAUGUCUGCAGAGGUGAAGAGAGUUCUGAAGCCUGGUGGGUACUACAUAUUCAUCGAGCAUGUUGCCGCCCAAGGUGAUAAACCAACGAAUCUAAUGUCUCUACUCUUGGGGACUCCCAGUUUUCUCAUGCUUCGAUCUUUUCUUGGCAUCGUCAGACGGGACUCUCCUGAGGUUCGCGCAGAGAGCUCUGGAUCCCCUGCAGCAGUUCGUCGCCGAUGGGUGCCAUCUUGCGAGGGAGACGGGAAAGAGCAUAUCCAAGGCAGGCUUCUCUGAUGUUCAGAUAAGCGCGACCUCCAUAGACGUUCUGUCCAUCGUCAGCCCCCACAUCUAUGGACUUGCCUGUAAGUAA
Messenger RNA from Spirodela intermedia, 1315 nucleotides. The record is from the annotation of a GenBank genome assembly. NCBI's taxonomy places the organism in Eukaryota, Viridiplantae, Streptophyta, Magnoliopsida, Alismatales, Araceae.